Messenger RNA from Adineta ricciae, 633 nucleotides. Lineage: Eukaryota; Metazoa; Rotifera; Eurotatoria; Adinetida; Adinetidae. The record is from the annotation of a GenBank genome assembly.
AUGUUGCAGAAGAAUACGACAGGAUUAACAUCUCUCGAUGUGAGUGAAACAUUAAUCGCAGCCGAAGGUGCUCAAUACAUAUUUCAAGCGUUACAAUACAAUACCACCAUCACGACACUUUACAUUAGUAUCAUUAGAUUCGGCCCUGAACCCAUGCAGUAUCUAGGCAAUGCGCUGAUGCAUAACAAGACGCUCAAGAUUCUCUCUAUGGGAAUGAACUAUAUCGGUCCGAAAGGAGCACAGCACUUAGCUAAAGGAUUGGAGCAGAAUAAUACACUCAAAGAGCUAAGACUUAACUUUAACGGACUUAUGGAUGAAGGCGCUCAGUAUCUUGCCACUGCACUAAUACACAAUAAAGGACUGAAAGACCUGGAACUUGGUAGUAACAGGAUUACUGUCUCAGGAGUUCAACAUAUAGCCAACGCUUUGUUAUAUAAUGAGACACUUUUAAAUCUGAAAGUUGUGGACAACGACAUUGGUUUGCAAGGAGUUCAAUAUUUAGCAAACGCUUUGCGCAAAAAUAAAACAUUAACGGCACUAUUAUAUGGAUCAAAAGCUAUGUCUGCUGAACAAUCACAAGGCAUUAUGAAUGAAAUACCCGAGCUCGGUGCGCGAGCGACUUGGAGCGGCUAA